AUGCAGAGCAGAGGUGCAGAUUUUGAGAGCUGUAUCCUGGGCCUGGUCUGUGCCCUCCCGGUGCACCCGGAGGUCUGUGAUCGUGGGUGUCAUCCAACGACAACACAGCAGCGCCACCUGCAGUUCAGUCACGUCCUGGAGUUGCAGAACAAGUCCAUCGCCCCAUGGACUCUCAAGCCAAGUCACUUCGACAAACACAUCCAGGAGGCGUACUGUCACGAGUGUCUGGAUCCCUGUCUGAAGUCUGAGGCCAUCCAGGUCCAAGUGUACUUUACCCAGCCUAAGAGGAACCUCACCACCGGCUCCGUCACCUACUGCCUAUGCACCUACAAGCUAGCUGUGGGCUGCACCUGUGUCCGCAGGAGCGCCGCGGAAAUGUCAUCCAGAAGUUGUACCUUCAGGUCUCAAGAGUCGAGUUAG
This is a messenger RNA of Knipowitschia caucasica, 420 nucleotides long. NCBI's taxonomy places the organism in Eukaryota, Metazoa, Chordata, Actinopteri, Gobiiformes, Gobiidae. The record is from the annotation of a GenBank genome assembly.